Molecule: messenger RNA, 3360 nt
Organism: Henningerozyma blattae CBS 6284
Lineage: Eukaryota; Fungi; Ascomycota; Saccharomycetes; Saccharomycetales; Saccharomycetaceae
Gene: ADP1
Product: putative ATP-dependent permease ADP1
Exons: 1
Coding region: 1-3360 (1119 amino acids)
Cellular component (GO): membrane
Molecular function (GO): ATP binding; ABC-type transporter activity; ATP hydrolysis activity
Source: RefSeq, a predicted model, not a curated record
AUGCCCAAUGAUUUAGUAAUUGAUGAAACAUGGCUAAAGGAUACCCUAAUGAAGGAUUUCAAUAAAUGGUCUUCUCCGUUAAAUACAUUUAAUAGAUACAAUGACAAUGAUGAUAAUAAUUUUAACGAAUUUAUAUCCUUAACGCGCUAUAAUAAUAGAAAUAAUAAUACAGACAAUGACAAAUGCCCUCCUUGCUUUAAUUGUAUGUUACCGAUAUUUGAAUGUAAGCAAUUUUCAGAGUGUAACCCAAAUACAGGAAGAUGUGACUGUCGUGAAGGGUUUGCAGGUGAUGAUUGUUUGACACCUUUAUGUGGGAGUCUAGCUGAUGACAAUUCGAAUAGACCAAUGAGAUCCAACGAGACAAAUACGUGUAAAGGUCAAUGUGAUGAUGGUUGGUCAGGUAUUAAUUGUAAUAUUUGUGAGAUGGAUUCUGUAUGUGAUUCAUUUAUGCCGGAUUCAUCGAUCAAAGGUACAUGUUAUAGAAAUGGGAUGAUUGUUAAUAGAGUCUUUGAAGGUUGUAAUGUCACUAAUGAAAAAAUUAUUGAAAUAUUAAAUGGUAAAUUACCACAAAUAUCAUUUUCUUGCGAUAAAAAAAAGCAAGAAUGCAAUUUCCAAUUUUGGAUAGAUGAGAUUGAAAGUUUUUAUUGUGGAUUAGAUGCAUGUACCUUUGAGUACGAUUUAAAUAAAAAUACAACUCAUUAUAAUUGUGAAAAUGCAAAAUGUAAAUGUGUCCCAGGUACAAUGCUUUGUGGGAAAAAUGGUUCUAUUGAUAUUUCAGAAUUUUUAACAGAAACAAUUAAAGGUCCAGGUGAUUUUACGUGUGAUUUAAAUACUCAUGAUUGUCAAUUCACGGAACCUUCAAUGAAUGAUUUGAUUUUAACAAUAUUCGGUGAUCCUUAUAUCACUUUGAAUUGUCAAUCAGGUGAAUGUUUACAUUUUAGUGAAAUACCAGGUUAUAAGAGUCCAACUGAUCGUGAAAAGAUGACUUGGAGUGAAACUAUUAUCCUAACUUUAACUGCUCUAGCUGUAUUAACUUGUGCAACUUUAUUAGUAUUAUACAUCGCAAACUCUCCCUUGUUUAAGACUUCUUCUAUACAUUUAUCAGAUGAUGAGGAUGAUGAUAUGUAUUAUUCAAAUGAAGACGUUGCACACGCCGGUUUAAAUGGAACUACUACUCAAUCAUUUACUAAUAAACUAACACAAGUUAUUACAACUAUAUUUGGUCUUACAGCCGUAGCUGAUACAUCCAUUCAAGGACGAGAUGAUGAUUUCUUAACUUCAAAACAUGUAGCAGCAUUAUCCUUUGAAAAUAUUUCUUAUAAUGUACCAUCCAUCUCUGAUAAUAAUUCAGAAAGAGAUAUAUUAAAGAAUGUUUCGGGUAUUGUAAAACCAGGUGAAAUCAUGGCUAUUCUGGGUGGCUCAGGUGCAGGUAAGACUACUCUUUUAGAUAUUUUAGCAUUUAAGAGAAAAUCAGGUCAUGUUUCAGGUGAUAUUAAAAUUAAUGGUAAGAAUGUUUCAAGGGAGAUUAUCUCUAAAAUGAUUGGGUUUGUAGACCAAGAUGAUUUCCUUUUCCCCACCUUAACAGUGUAUGAAGCAGUUUUAAAUAGUGCAUUAUUACGAUUACCAAAUUCAAUGACUUUUUAUCAAAAGCAACAAAGAGUUUUCCAAGUCCUAGAGGAAUUAAGAAUUUAUAAUAUUAAAGAUAGACUCAUCGGUGAUGAUUUUGAAAGAGGGAUUAGUGGUGGUGAAAAGAGACGUGUUUCCAUUGCAUGCGAAUUAGUAACAUCUCCAUUGAUUUUAUUCCUUGAUGAACCAACUUCAGGUUUAGAUUCAAAUAACGCAAAUAACGUGGUUGAAUGUUUAGUAAGAUUGGCAAAAAAUUAUAAUAGAACAUUAGUAUUGACUAUUCAUCAGCCAAGAUCUAAUAUUUUCCAUUUAUUUAGUAAAUUAGUAUUACUAAGCUCAGGUGAGAUGGUUUAUUCUGGUGAAAUUCGUAGAGUAGGAGAAUUUUUAAAAACAAAUGGUUAUAGAUGUCCAACUGAUUAUAACAUUGCUGAUUAUCUAAUAGAUUUAACAUUUGAUAAAGAAAUCAAAUCAGUUGAUUUCCCUCAUAGAGAUUUGGAAGAAGGAUUAAAUGAAAGUUCAGGUUCAAGCACAUCAUUUCCAUUAAACACUGGUAUCAACUUCGGUGAUGAUAUCAAUAGAUUUAAACGAACUCAAACACAAUUAGAAUGGGAACAUUUUGCAGGCCAUAGAGAUGAAUUAAGCCAUUUACUCACCAAUGAAAACACGGCUAAUGAUUCAGCAAAUAUACAACAGCAAUCAAAAAUUGGUAAUCGUAAACGUGGAAUUUCCAUUGGGAAAGUUAAUACGCAAUUAUUACAUACAAGAUUUAAAGAAGGUGCAUAUUUCAUGGAUUUGAAUCAAGAAAUUUCCGAAGUUGUUAAUCAAGUACCAAAUUCAAGUAAUUCAAAUUCAACAUCCACCUUAUCGUUUGAGAUUCCAGAUUUACAAAGAGGGGCAUCUUUUUUACAACAAUUAUUAAUCUUAUGCUCUAGAACGUUUAAGAAUGUUUAUAGAAAUCCAAAAUUAUUAUUGGCUAAUUAUAUUCUGACAAUUUUAUUAAGUAUAUUCCUAGGGACUCUUUAUUAUGACGUUGCAAACAAUAUUAGUGGGUUUCAAAAUAGAAUGGGGUUAUUCUUUUUCAUAUUAACCUAUUUUGGUUUUAUUACAUUUACAGGAUUGAGUUCUUUUGCUCAAGAGAGAAAUAUUUUCAUUAAGGAACGUUCUAAUAACUAUUACUCGCCAAUUGCUUACUAUAUUAGUAAAAUAUUAAGCGAAAUUAUACCUUUGAGAGUUUUCCCUCCUAUUUUAUUAUCAGUUGUUAUCUAUCCAAUGGUUGGAUUGAAUAUGAGAAGCCAUGCCUUUUUUAAAUGUAUUUUAAUUUUAAUAUCCUUCAAUACAGCCAUUGCUUUACAGAUUUUGACAAUUGGUAUUGUGGUGAAAGAUUUAAACAGCUCUAUCAUUUUAAGUGUGCUUGUAUUGUUGGGAUCAUUACUAUUUAGUGGGUUGUUUAUUAAUACACAAGAAAUUACUAAUUUUGCACUCAAAUAUUUCAAGAAUAUUUCCAUAUUUUAUUAUGCAUAUGAAUCCUUAUUAAUCAAUGAAGUCAAAACAUUGAUCUUGAAGGAAAAGAAAUAUGGAUUGAAUAUUGAAGUUCCGGGUGCUACAAUUUUAAGUACAUUCGGUUUUAUUGUGCAAAACUUAUACUUCGAUAUCAAAAUACUUUCUCUUUUCAAUGUAAUAUUUUUGAUUUUGGGUUACCUAGGAUUGAAGUUUAUUGUUGUUGAACAAAAAUAG